Bombus pyrosoma is the source of this 2972-nucleotide messenger RNA. Its product is annotated as ubiquitin carboxyl-terminal hydrolase 3-like. Gene Ontology annotation, molecular function: zinc ion binding; cysteine-type deubiquitinase activity. Gene Ontology annotation, cellular component: cytoplasm. Gene Ontology annotation, biological process: protein deubiquitination. The coding region runs from base 1074 to 2699 and encodes 541 amino acids. The transcript is spliced from 6 exons. The record is from RefSeq and is a predicted model, not a curated record. NCBI's taxonomy places the organism in Eukaryota, Metazoa, Arthropoda, Insecta, Hymenoptera, Apidae.
UUAAAUUAUAUAUGGUAGAAAUAAUCGUAACGUUAUAUUAAGAGCAGCAAAAGUAGUAAAAAAUGUUACUAUCGUGGAGGUUCAACGGUAUCGAUUUCCCGCUCCAAUUAUAAUUAUAUAUCAAAGUUAUGUACAGUGCAUUUAAAGCAUAUAUACAUACUCUCAACGACAUCAACCAUUUUCGCCUUCCCUUGCACGAAGCUCGUCAUUUUAAUCGCAAACAUAGAAACUGAGUAAUCCUAUCCCUCGUAUCGUAUUUAUCAGCGAUAUCGUAGCUCAAAUUGCGAAAAGCCAAGGUACCGCAUCGAAUAAAGUUUAUUACUUCGAAGUUUAUAUAAUAUUUUGCAAGAGAUAACGGGGCUUAAUAUGUACACGACUGCAUCGAUGCGACAAUGAAAUGCAUCGUCGCCCUUCCAAAGGCACCCACGAGGUUGAGCCGGACCUGGACAAGUUGUUCAGAGGCUGCGCGACCUAGCACGAUCCAAGGCUAGGUAGCCUAGCACAACCUGGUGAACCAGACAAAGUUAAGAAGAAAGAGGAAGAGAAACGGAGAGAGUAGCUGCAAUCGCACGCCUACGAAUGUUGGAACUCUCGGGAGCAGGGAGGAGAGACCGUAUAACCGGCGAGUCAGUCGACUAUUAGUGGUCUGUGACUCUGGAGGUAGCCCGACCACCGCAGAACCGAGCCCGACGCAGCUCGGUUGCGUUCGGUCGGUAGUCGGGGCCAGUCGGGCGCUCCACUGCUCUUUUCGGUCUGGUCGUUUUCCUCAGUCCGUCGUCGUUGCGCAUCGAGAACAGUUGCACCCUUUCUUUUUUUCGCUUAAGGACAUACAACGAAAUAGUCAAGUCAAUCUUUUUCGCGCUAUGUGACAGAUAUUACGGGGCACCAAGAGUGUACCCCGCCUUCUCUGAAUAUCAUUCCCACCCUAUCCUUCCUUUUCUACCUUGCCACUAACAUUCUCCUUUGCCCUAAGAGAGAGAAAGAGCACACGUUGUAAACGCAGGCACGUACGUACGCAGGCACUCGCCGACGAAGGGGCCACGAGGGCCCCGUGGAAUCGUGCCUAGGAAAACAUGGAGUGUCCACAUCUUGCUCAAAGCGUCCAAUUCGGCGGUAACGACGUAGAAGCGAAUUGUACGAAGGAUCUACCGUUCGUCUGUGCAGUAUGUGGCACUGAGAAAAGUACGUGGCUCUGUUUGUACUGUGGAGCCAUUCACUGUGGACGAUACGUGGCAGGCCAUGCAUUACAGCAUCACGAAGAAAAUAAUCAGCACUGUGUUUGUAUCGACUGUGAGAACCUGGCAGUAUUCUGUUACAUGUGUGACGAGUAUGUAAUUAACGACACGACGAGCGGCCAAAUUGAGAAGAUACGUCGCGUCACAUUUCGCAAAGAUGAGCACAAGGAGAAUGAGGAGAAUUGGAACACGUCGCCGUCUACGACGCCGUCCUCGAGGAGAGAGAACAGUGAUGAUAACGACGCGGACGCCCUAUGGAAAGCGGAAGUGGUCGUAAGGAACCUCCGACCGAGGACAGCGCGGAAAAGGCUACACUCGUUGGAUGGCACAAGCGGGGACAAUCGGCCGGCGACCAAGCGUAGGAGCUCCAAGAUAACCAAAGAGAAGAAGGUCGUCGGCCUGAGAAAUCUCGGCAACACCUGUUUUAUGAAUGUUGUGUUACAAUCAUUCAACAACAUCAGCCAUUUUUGCGAGUAUCUCACGCAGAUGCCAUGCCUAGAGGGCAUACCAUUCGACGAGCCGCCCACGCAUAGAGGGCGAAUCGUCACGCCCGGUCGAGCAAAAGAGUUUAUGAGUGACGCCUUACUCGCGGAAGAGCUCAGGAAGGUACUCCUUGGUUUGAAUCUUGGUGGCUCAAACGGUCAAGCCAUUUCGCCCGAAUGCCUUUUCCUUGUCAUCUGGAAAGUCGUACCAAGAUUUCGAGGCUACCAACAACAAGACGCUCAUGAAUUUCUUACCUAUAUGUUGGACAGACUGCACACCGAGCUCUUGCAAUUGUUGCCCAGACUGGGACACGAACCUCUCGGUCUGCGCGGCAAGCAGAGCAUCGUCACAGCCGUGUUUGGAGGCACCCUUCUUAGCGUGGUCCACUGCAUGAACUGCCGUACAGAUUCCAAGACGCACGAGCCCUUUCAGGAUCUUUCACUGGAUAUACCGGACAGAUUGCAAAGACGAACGAAAGAACAGGAAGAAGUAUGCAGUCUCACGUACAGCUUAACGAGAUUCUUCAAAGUCGAAGAGCUGGCCGAUAGCGAACUAUACUUUUGUGACAAUUGCAUGGGGAAACAGAGAUCUACCAAGAGGUUCUGGAUACACAGGCUGCCUAAUGUGUUGUGCCUUCACAUUAAAAGAUUUAGGUGGUGCAAUUCCUAUCGCUCGAAGGUGGACACACAGGUGGAUUUUCCGAUGAAAUCACUUGAUAUGUCUGCAUUUACGGUGCGUGGCGUGAGUGGAACGAAAUUGGGCGCUUCAAAUAGUCACCUAUAUGACUUAGCUGCCGUUAUUGUACAUCACGGUUCAGGUGCUGGAACUGGACAUUAUACUGCCUUCGCUGUUCACGACGGACAAUGGUUUCACUUUAACGAUAGCUCUGUACGACCAGCAACCACGGACGCAGUCGCCAAGUGUAAACCCUAUAUUCUGUUUUACGUGCGGAAAGAAUUCUCCAUUCCACCUCCCUUGUGACGUCGUUUCCCCAGUCAGUCCCGUCCUGAUGGUGCGAGCUUCAACGACGAUGACCAUGAACGAAUAAACAAGAAGUAAGCGAAAUUCGAACAGAAUGUUGAAUGGUGCAUAUGCUAAAAGGGCCAAAUGGAAGAAGACUUAGACAAGUUUCGCGAAGUUUCUAAAAGAGGAAGGAAGAAAACAUCCGUUUUCGAUUUUUUCGUUUAGUAUGAUUAAAUAUAGACUUUGGGUAUGUUUUGUUAAUUAUAAGUGAUAAACAUGAAUUUCGAAGAA